AAGAGUCUCACGCUCUACCGAUUGAGCUAACCGGGCGUGGCUCUUAUUGGUUGGGAGCCGUGACCUCAGUUGCGUACUGGUGCUGUCGGAGUUGGAGAGAUUCAGUCGCCGUUCGGGCAGUUUCUGAGGGAGAUGUGAGAAAGCAAAGAUGAUAUUGAUGCUUUUCUAACCCUUUUCACGAUAGCUUUGAGACUCGAGCGGGGUAAUAGAUGCACCGCCUUUGAGGCUGAUAAGUGUGACAGAUUGGGCUGAUUCCUGCUAUUUGAGAAAACUCAUCUCUCUGACGAUGUGUUAAAUGUCCUUUCAACCAUUAUCAUCUCCUAACUUACGUGAUUCUAGUAACCAAUGUGAGACACGCCGGUUCUUGGUGAUGUUUCUUGCUGAUACAUCGAUAGCAUAAUGAAUCCCAAGAUCGAAUGCCAGUGCGGCGCAGUCCAAAUCACAGCCUCACGACCCCAACCCCUCAGUGUUUACUGCUGCCAUUGUACUGAAUGUCAGAAACAAUCUGCUUCUGCCUUUGGUACAUCAGCCAUCUUCCCAGCUGACGACAUGUGGCCUCUCUCUGAAGAUGUCCUGUCCAAGCUGGGAGUCUGGAAGCGACCUACAGACGAGGGAAAUACCCUGGAGUGCUACUUUUGCAAGACGUGCGGCGUGAGGGUCUUACAUCGUAGCGUCUUGCCGGACGGCCAAGGCAAGCCAUAUCUGUCGGUGAAAGGGGGUUGUGUCGAGGGGUUGAGUUGGGAGAAUGCGGAGCAUAUUUACACUCGGAGCGCUCGUGUUCCUGUGCCUGAAGGAAGUUAUCAAACGGUGCCUGGAGCACAGGAUUAAAUUUUGAGCAUCGGAAGCAAUCAAGCUUCACCACAGGGCCUUGCACCCGUAAGACCAGAAGAAUGUUUGAACAAGUUUGUAGAAAUGAUUACAAUUAUGAUAACCUCGCGUAUCUAAUACGAUGAUAUUACACGCCCGCGG
Fusarium oxysporum Fo47 is the source of this 969-nucleotide messenger RNA. Its product is annotated as Mss4-like protein. Gene Ontology annotation, molecular function: carbon-sulfur lyase activity. The coding region runs from base 400 to 828 and encodes 142 amino acids. NCBI's taxonomy places the organism in Eukaryota, Fungi, Ascomycota, Sordariomycetes, Hypocreales, Nectriaceae. The transcript has a single exon. The record is from RefSeq and is a predicted model, not a curated record.